AUGCUGCUGUUAGAUUAUGAAAAUGUUCUUAUUCGGUCACUCCUGACGGAGCGGUUUUCUGGAGCCCCGCCGGCGUCCAUUGACCAAAUUGUGUCCGACUUCGACGGCGUUACGUUCCACCUAUCUACCCCCGAUGUCAAGACCAAGAUUCUCAUUUCCAUCAAUGUGAAAUGCUUCCGAGAACUGGUUCAGUAUGGCGCCCAGCAGGUCUUGGAAAGAGAAUAUGGUCCCUACAUUGUCGCUCCCGAGCCGGGCUACGACUUUUCCGUUCAGAUCGACUUGGAGAACCUACCCGAUGACCAGACAGCGCGAGAGGAUCUCAUCACGCGGUUAGCUUUGCUGAAGCGCAACGCAAUGGCUGCCCCGUUCGAGAAGGCGUUCGACGAGUUCGCCCAACUAGCGGAGGAGGCUUCAAAGUAUACCUCGGAGGCGGCACCCGCGGGCGUUGCAGAGGGUGGAGAGGUCAUGGCCAUCCAUUACCGAGAGGAAGAAGCGAUCUAUAUCAAAGCCAGUCAUGACCGAGUGACCGUGAUCUUCAGCACAGUAUUCCGCGAGGAGACAGAUCGUAUCUUUGGCAAGGUCUUCUUGCAGGAAUUCGUGGACGCCCGGCGACGUGUUUUGACCCUGCAGAAUGCGCCUCAAGUACUCUUCCGAAACGACCCUCCCCUGGAACUGGCAGGUGUCCCCGGUCUACAGGACGCCGGUGAGGGCAAGAUCAGUUAUAUCACAUUUGUCCUUUUCCCUCGUCACUUGACGCCGCAGCGACGCCACGAAAACAUUUCACACAUCCAGACCUUCCGCGACUAUUUCCACUACCACAUCAAAGCGUCCAAGGCAUACAUUCACACUAGAAUGCGCAAGCGAACUGCCGAUUUCCUCCAAGUCCUCAACCGAGCGAGACCCGAGAACGAGGAGCGAGAAAGGAAGACGGCAAGUGGGCGUACUUUCAGGGUUCAGGGAUAG
Aspergillus mulundensis is the source of this 963-nucleotide messenger RNA. Its product is annotated as actin-related protein 2/3 complex subunit 2. NCBI's taxonomy places the organism in Eukaryota, Fungi, Ascomycota, Eurotiomycetes, Eurotiales, Aspergillaceae. Gene Ontology annotation, molecular function: structural constituent of cytoskeleton; actin filament binding. The record is from RefSeq and is a predicted model, not a curated record. Bases 1 to 963 code for a protein of 320 amino acids. Gene Ontology annotation, cellular component: actin cytoskeleton; Arp2/3 protein complex. Gene Ontology annotation, biological process: actin filament polymerization; Arp2/3 complex-mediated actin nucleation. The transcript is spliced from 5 exons.